UACUGGAAGUCGGCGGCAGGAGGCGUGCGCGCGGAACAUUCAGGAGACCACCGCAGAAUGUCAUAACUAGCUAGCCAUCUGAGAUUAGCAGAAGGCGCAGUUUAAUUGGGCCCUUCUGAAAAUGCGGAUCCUAUUGUUUAUUAGUAAAGAUAACAGUUAAGCUUAUUCUUAAUUAACGGACACUGCUAAAUCACCAGAAGAGUCGGAAUCCCUCCGUCCGGUUUGUCCUACAAACAGUGCCGACACUUUGGGGUUGUAUAAGUGAACUGCGUAAGGCCGGAUUAGCUAGCUAGCUAGCUAAAGUACUGUGCAGUCGAGGAGCCUAGAUGUUUUUCAGUUAAAUAAUUCACGUGUUUAAUCUGUUGACGAACAAGGGGUUGAAACGAUGAGGAAGGACGUAAGGAUAUUACUCGUCGGGGAGCCCAAGGUGGGGAAGACGUCUUUGAUCAUGUCAUUAGUCAGCGAGGAGUUCCCAGAUGAGGUUCCUCUACGUGCUGAGGAGAUUACCAUUCCUGCGGAUGUCACUCCAGAGAGAGUCCCCACUCACAUAGUAGAUUAUUCAGAGGCAGAACAAACAGAUGAACAGCUAUUCCAAGAAAUAUCAAAAGCAAAUGUAAUAUGUAUAGUGUAUUCCGUCAACAACAAAAAGUCUAUUGAGAAGGUAACCAGCCACUGGAUUCCACUCAUAAAUGACAGAACGGACAAGGAUAGCAGGGUACCCCUGAUUCUGGUGGGGAACAAGUCGGACCUGGUGGAGCACAGCAGCAUGGAAACCAUCCUCCCCAUCAUGAACCAGUACACCGAGAUCGAGACCUGCGUGGAGUGUUCGGCCAAAAACCUGAAGAACAUCUCGGAGCUGUUCUACUACGCCCAGAAGGCCGUCCUGCACCCCACGGGACCCCUGUACUGCCCCGAAGACAAGGAGAUGAAGCCUCCGUGCGUGAAAUCCCUGACGCGCAUCUUCAAGGUGUCGGAUCUGGACAACGACGGGGUUCUCAAUGAUAACGAGCUCAACUUCUUCCAGAGAACGUGCUUUAAUACCCCACUGGCACCUCAGGCCCUAGAGGACGUGAAGAACGUGGUGCGGAAGAACAUGAGCGAUGGGGUGCGUGACAAUGGCCUGACUCUGAAAGGUUUCCUCUUCCUGCACACACUCUUCAUCCAGAGAGGACGGCACGAGACCACCUGGACGGUGCUGCGCAGGUUCGGCUACGACGACGACCUGGAGCUCACGCAGGACUACCUGUUCCCCCCGUUAAAAAUACCACCGGACUGCACCACUGAGCUCAACCACAAUGCCUACCUCUUCCUCCAGAGUGUCUUCGAUAAGCACGACAAGGACAGAGACUGUGCCCUGUCUCCAGAUGAGAUGAAGGACCUGUUCAAGGUCUUCCCCUACAUGCCGUGGGGUCCUGACGUCAACAACACGGUCUGCACCAACGACCAGGGCUGGAUCACCUACCAGGGCUAUCUGUCGCAGUGGACGUUAACGACGUACCUGGACGUGCAGCGCUGCCUGGAGUACCUGGGCUACCUGGGCUACUCCAUCAUCUGCGAGCAGGAGUCCCAAGCGGCCGCCAUUACAGUGACGCGCGAUAAGAAGAUCGACCUGCAGAAGAAGCAGACGCAGCGCAGCGUGUUCCGCUGCAACGUGUUCGGGGCCCGCGGCUGCGGCAAGAGCGGCUUCCUGCAGGCCUUCCUGGGCCGGAACCUCACGCGGCAGAGGACGAUAAGGGAAGACCACAAGUCCUUCUAUGCCAUCAGCACCACUUACGUCUACGGCCAGGAGAAGUAUUUACUGCUCCACGAGGUCUUCCCCGAGUCGGAGUUCCUCUCCGAGUCCGACCUCGGCUGCGACGUCGUCUGCCUGAUCUACGACGUCAGCAACCCCAGCUCCUUCGAGUACUGCGCCAAGAUCUUCAAGCAGUACUUCAUGGACAGCAAGACGCCGUGCAUGGUCGUGGCCGCCAAGUCCGACCUGCCGGAGGCCAAGCAGCAGCACGGCCUGCCGCCGCCGGACUUCUGCAGGAAGCACAAGAUGCCCCCGCCCCAGCCCUUCACCUGCGACACGGCCGACGCGCCCGACAGGGACGUCUACAUCAAGCUCACCACCAUGGCCAUGCACCCCCACGCCCGGUUACGCUGCAUGUGCUCCUGUAACAGGUGCACCUUUUGCAUCUGUCAGAACCUCCUCAACUCAGAGCUGCUGCAGUCUGUAAAGGCCAAACUCUACACUGCCGUUCUCAGCAGACACAUGACCCAGGCUGAUCUGAAGAGCUCCACCUUCUGGCUGAGGGCGAGUGUUGGGGCCACAGUGUUUGCCGUGUUGGGCUUCGCGAUGUACAGGGCGCUCCUCAAACAGCGGUGAUCAGCUGGAGGGGAGCGCGUGUGGUCCUCUCUAUCCCAAAAAAACCAACAAAAAACCUGUAAACCAAGUUCUGAAAUCAAGUAAAUAAAAGAAAUUAUGUUUUUAUAAAAAUAUAUUUAAUCAUACCUCUGAACAGCAAACGAAAUCAAACGCCUCGGGCUGUAGCUGUGGGUCUUCUGGUUUUACUUCAUUCUUCUCACGGACCAUGUCGUGACUGACCGAUGCGAUCGCUACUUUUCCGAGUCUGAUUUAUUAUUUUUGUGGGUUACGGGUGGUUUUAAAUUGUGCAUACUAUUUUUGUGGCUCAGGAUUAACUUGCGGAAGGUAAAUGUAGAGAGAGCCUCCAGGGAUUCCUUCCCGACUGCUUUGGACACGAAAGGGACUGAACGCCGUGUAAAUAAGUGUAUAUAAAUCGACAGCGUGCUUGCGCUUGCCUGCCCAAGAGAACAAAAGAGCCUAACAAAAUUUAAAACUCCUGAGAUAGGGUGGUUUAGCAGAGUGAACACAGAAAAGCCAUGUUUUCCUUUCGUCUCGUUUGCGCUCGUUUGAGAUGUUAAUUUAUUAUCCCCGUUACUGGACAUGGAAGCAGACACUGCUGAAUGGGUUUUUUAUUUUAUGUGCUUAUUAUUGACCGUACUGCGCGAUACAGCCUCCGUAGCCUGGCAACCAUUUGACAGGCAGCAGUAGUAGAGCCCCCUCCUUCAGGCCAAGCCAGCAGUCCUGCUCCUUCAAAAAUGAGCUUCUCCACCCUGCUGGAGUUUCUGCCUCCCGUGUGUGUGUGUGUGUGUGUGUGUGCGUGUGUGUGUGUGUGUUUGCAUGUCUGUGUAUUCAGUUGUCAGGUCCGCUGUUAUUUCCGCCAUAGGACUGUAUCGUUAUCCAGAGGUGACAAGUCCAGGCCCAGAAAGUGAAAGUCCUCCUCAGUAUUUUGUUCCAGUCACCUGGAUUCACUAGUUGGCACAGUUCUUCAGCCGGGAGGUAGAACUAAUUAGUGAAAUCAGCUGGAAGAAACACACGGCAGGACUUUUACUUUCUGACCCCUGGACUUUCUGCCUCUGGUCAUAUCGUUUCGUAUUUUAGAGUUAGUUCUUUUUUUUAUUUUAUUUUUUUUAUUUUUAUUGUUGUUAUUGCCACUACUGUUUUAGGAACCAGCAACAUGCCUCUGUAGUAACGUCUCUCAUUUAAUGUGCUUUUUUUUUGUUUGCCCCUCCAGGCACCUGAAUUGUUUCUGCCAUUAUGAAUUUUGCAACAUUUACAAUAAAACAAAAACUGUGUGCUGUU
This is a messenger RNA of Anguilla anguilla (European eel), 3646 nucleotides long. RefSeq names its product ras homolog family member T1 (gene rhot1b). The record is from RefSeq and is a predicted model, not a curated record. Lineage: Eukaryota; Metazoa; Chordata; Actinopteri; Anguilliformes; Anguillidae. Gene Ontology annotation, cellular component: mitochondrial outer membrane. Gene Ontology annotation, molecular function: GTPase activity; calcium ion binding; GTP binding. Gene Ontology annotation, biological process: small GTPase-mediated signal transduction; mitochondrion organization. The transcript has 20 exons. Bases 386 to 2368 code for a protein of 660 amino acids.